ACUGAAAGGACUUUUCAUCAGUGCCUGCGGAUGAACCACCCCCGAUGAUGAUGCAUCCUCAUGAUUAUAUCACUACCCCCUGGGUCGACCCUCCCCCGGACACUUCGGAUAUUAUAAUACCAGAACUCUUCUCUUCAGACCCUGACUGACCCUCUCUCCCUUAUACUUCCCCCAUUUCUUCCUCCCUACGCUUCAUCUCCUCCCAUCAGUCCUCCAAGCCCAUAAAUCACCUAGGUAUACCAUCAAGCGCAUACCGUUGCACAUCAGAGCCUAGGAAAAGAACUCACCAUCCCGGACCCAAGCCCGAAGGCGCAAAAGAAAAAAAGGAAAUCAUACACAGUAUCACGAUGGUGCUCAGCAGAGUGGCAUUGGGCUUUCUUGGCCUCUUCUUCACAGCGGGAGCCCUCCUGCUCAUGUUCCUGACUCUCCUGGGCGGCGCGACCAACACCCGACCCUUGAACGAGAUCUACUUCCUGCAGGUCGACACAAGCAACAUCCCGGGGGCACCCUCGCUGUCUCGCUGGACGUUCUGGCAGCUAUGCGCGGUGGUCAAUGGCAAGAGCCAAUGCGGCUCGUCUCACCCGGACUACCCCUUCGACCCCCCCAGCUCUCGUAACUUCGACACCACCACCAACAUCCCCGCUGCCUUCAUCGGAACGAACCACUACUUCCUCACCUCGCGGUUCUCCUUCCCCUUCCUCCUGAUCGCCCUCUUCUUCGGCGUCAUCUCCCUCCUCACCGGCUUCCUGGCCAUGUGCACGCGCAUCGGCAGCUACCUGUCCUCGCUGAUGGCCUGGAUCGCCCUGGUCUUCCAGAUCAUCUCCACCUGCCUGAUCACUGCCGUCUACGUCCAGGGCCGGAACAAGUUCAACGCCAACAACCAAACCGCCCGGCUGGGAGUCAAGGCCUUCGCCUUCAUGUGGACCGCGGUCGCCUGUCUCUUCCUCGCCUGCCUGGCCUACUGCAUGGGCGGCGCGACGGGCCGCAAGGACCGGGGCCGGGGCUACAGCGGCCGCGAGCACCGCCGGAAGGGGUUCUUCUCGUCCGCUCGCUCCAACAGCUUGAGGAGUAACAAGGAGACUACUGCUACGGUUUAAACUCCCACAGAGAAAGAAAGAGACUUCCCAAUUCGCACUGGUCUUUUGUUGUUGCUGUUGUCCGUACGAGACGAAGAAAGUAACGGGCACGGCGUUUGUUCAUCGAUCAGGUGCAAAGAGAGAGAUUUACUGUUUCUUACUCCCGAUCGAUCUACAUACCUCGCUGGAGAGGGUGGGGUUAACCACCGUGGCUGAGGAAGCUCCGUUUGAUAAUGCUUAUACUCACCCUCCCUUCUGAAUAGUCUCACGCCUAUUCCGCAGCCUAUAUGAAUUUCUUUGAUGUCUUAUUCCCUGAUGCUAUGUUGUGCUGCGCACCCACGCACAUUCUACUGUUCUGACUGUAUACCAUCGUUCAUGAUCUGGUGGCUCGUUAAUCUUAAUCUAUCCUGUUGGGGAUCUGCUUGAGCUUUAGUCGGUUGUUACUUUGUUUGCCGACCUGUACUGUGUACCCUGUAUGCCUUGUUCGCUUACUG
Molecule: messenger RNA, 1570 nt
Organism: Aspergillus brunneoviolaceus CBS 621.78
Lineage: Eukaryota; Fungi; Ascomycota; Eurotiomycetes; Eurotiales; Aspergillaceae
Product: SUR7/PalI family protein
Exons: 4
Coding region: 348-1097 (249 amino acids)
Biological process (GO): fungal-type cell wall organization; endocytosis; cortical actin cytoskeleton organization
Cellular component (GO): membrane raft; plasma membrane; cell cortex
Source: RefSeq, a predicted model, not a curated record